Molecule: messenger RNA, 606 nt
Organism: Arachis duranensis
Lineage: Eukaryota; Viridiplantae; Streptophyta; Magnoliopsida; Fabales; Fabaceae
Product: CBL-interacting serine/threonine-protein kinase 24-like
Exons: 3
Coding region: 1-606 (201 amino acids)
Biological process (GO): protein phosphorylation
Molecular function (GO): protein kinase activity; ATP binding
Source: RefSeq, a predicted model, not a curated record
AUGAUUGUUAAAGGGCUUUCACAUAUUCAUCGCAAAGGAAUCGUCCACUGUGACCUCAAGCCGGAGAACAUUCUUGUGUUUCCUUCAUUGGAUAAAGAGAUUGCAAACUAUCAAUUGAAGAUUGCGAAUUUUGGAUUAUCGAAAACCAAAGAGGAGAAAACAGAUGUUGAGUUGUGGAAGUCCAAGCCGAGAGGUAUGCCGUCAUACUUGUCGCCGGAAGCGUUUUCUGGUCAUAUUGAUGCUCCAAUGGAUAUAUGGGCACUUGGUUGCAUAGUGAUUGAAAUGCUCACUGGCCUGCCUGGGUUUGCCUAUGCAAUCAGCGUUGCACCUGAGUGCUUGCCAACAAAACGAACUUGGGGUUCACUACCAUUCUUGUUCCAUGAUGUUACCAUGAUUUACAAUGAUACAAGCCCAUUAACAACAGCUGCUACUUCCGGCCCAAUACAAGAAGCUGAAAGCGAUGAGAAAGCAAUUGGGUCAAAGAAACCGUUAGCUGAGCAGAGAAACAAGCGUGUGAAGAAGCAACCAGCUUGGAUGAAGGACUACAGUGCUUCUAUUCAUCCAAACUGGUUCUUUCUUCACACGCUUGUUUCUCUGCUCAACUAA